Nerophis lumbriciformis (worm pipefish) is the source of this 9255-nucleotide messenger RNA. The record is from RefSeq and is a predicted model, not a curated record. Lineage: Eukaryota; Metazoa; Chordata; Actinopteri; Syngnathiformes; Syngnathidae.
UUUCAUCGCAAUGAAGACAUGAAGGCCAUUGAUGUGCUUCCUAUCCUCAAGGAGAAGGUGGCCUUCCUCUCAGGAGGCAGAGACAGACGAGGAGGUCCUGUUCUCACAUUCCCAGCACGGAGCAACCAUGAUAGAAUACGAGCAGAAGACCUGCGCCGGCUCGUAGCCUACUUGGCCACAAUCCCAAGUGAGGAAGUGGUCAGACAUGGCUUCACAGUUAUUGUGGACAUGCGUGGCUCCAAAUGGGACAGCAUCAAGCCUCUGCUGAAGAUCUUACAGGAGUCCUUCCCAUCCUGCAUCCACGUUGCCCUCAUCAUCAAGCCAGAUAAUUUCUGGCAGAAGCAGAGGACCAACUUUGGCAGCUCCAAGUUUGAGUUUGAGACAGUAAUGGUCUCCUUAGAAGGUUUAUCCAAAAUCGUCGACCCAUCGCAGCUGACAGCGGACUUUGAUGGCAGCUUAGAGUACAACCAUGAUGAUUGGAUUGAGGUGCGGCUAUCAUUUGAGACUUUUGCCAGCGAUGCAGCACGAGCUUUGGCACGACUCGAGGAGCUGCAGGAAACUUUGUCCCAGCGAGAUCUCCCACGGGACCUGGAGGGGGCUAGGCGUCUUAUGGAAGAACAUGCGGCACUAAAGAAGAGGGCCACUAAAGCCUCAGUAGAGGAGUUGGACACACAGGGACGCAGGCUGCUUCAGAGGCUACAGUCCCAAACUGUGGGAAGCGGGAGUAGUGUUGAAAGCGUGUUUGGGAACCGAAUUGGAGGUGCAAGUGGGGAAUCCAAUGAUCACCAUCAUGGUUUCUACACGCAUGCCGAUGCUCACAACCUUGGAACCAAAGUGACUAAUUUACUGGAUAAGCUUCACGGGACGCGUCAGAAUCUGCAACAGCUGUGGCACAUGAGGAAGCUAAAACUGGACCAGUGUUUCCAGCUACGUCUUUUCGAGCAAGAUGCAGAAAAGAUGUUCGACUGGAUCAUGCACAAUAAGGGGCUUUUCCUCACCAGCUACACGGAAAUCGGGGGUAACCACCAGCAUGCUGUUGAACUGCAGACCCAGCACAACCACUUUGCAAUGAACUGCAUGAAUGUGUACGUGAACAUCAACCGGAUUAUGUCAGUAGGGAAUCGGCUCCUGGAAUCAGGCCACUAUGCCUCCCAGCAGAUCCAGCAGAUUUCAGGCCAGUUGGAGCAGGAGUGGAAGGCCUUUGCUGCAGCACUGGACGAACGCAGCACCCUCCUAGAGAUGUCAGCCAGCUUCCAUCAAAAAGCCGAUCAGUACAUGAGUAAAGUGGAGCCAUGGUGUAAAGCUUGUGGUGAAGGAGACUUGCCUUCAGAACUCCAAGACCUGGAGGACACAAUCCACCGCCAUCAGGGCCUAUAUGAGCACAUUACCUCUGCAUACUCUGAGGUGAGCCAAGAUGGGAAGUCUCUUCUGGACAAACUACAGCGACCUUUGACCCCAGGGAGCACAGAUUCUUUGAUGGCAUCAGCUAACUAUUCUAAGGCGGUUCACCAUGUCCUGGAUAUUAUCCAUGAGGUGCUCCAUCAUCAGAGGCAACUUGAGAACAUCUGGCAGCAUCGCAAAGUUCGCCUUCACCAACGUCUGCAACUGUGUGUUUUCCAGCAAGAUGUACAGCAAGUACUAGACUGGAUAGAAAACCAUGGUGAGGCUUUCCUCAGUAAACACACUGGCGUCGGGAAGUCUUUGCACAGAGCGCGAGCGCUGCAGAAGAGACAUGAGGACUUUGAAGAGGUUGCACAGAACACCUACACUAAUGCUGACAAGCUGCUCGAGGCAGCAGAGCAGUUGGCUCAAACCGGAGAAUGUGACCCCGAGGAAAUUUACCAGGCUGCCCACCAGCUUGAAGAUCGCAUUCAGGACUUCGUGCGACGUGUGGAACAACGCAAGGUUCUGUUGGAUAUGUCGGUUUCCUUCCACACACACGUCAAAGAGCUGUGGACUUGGUUGGAGGAGCUUCAGAAGGAACUGCUGGAUGAUGUGUAUGCAGAGUCUGUGGAGGCAGUGCAGGAUUUGAUCAAACGUUUUGGUCAGCAACAACAGACCACCCUACAAGCGACUGUCAAUGUCAUUAAGGAAGGUGAAGACCUCAUACAGCAGCUCAGAGACUCUGCCAUUUCAAGCAACAAGACCCCCCACAACAGCUCCAUGGCGCACAUCGAGAGUGUGCUACAGCAGCUGGAUGAGGCUCAGGGCCAGAUGGAGGAGCUUUUCCAGGAGCGGAAGAUCAAACUGGAACUCUUCCUUCAGCUUCGCAUCUUUGAGAGAGAUGCCAUUGAUGUAAUCUCUGACCUAGAGUCAUGGAAUGAAGAACUGACCCAGCAGAUGAGUGACUUUGACACAGAGGAUCUGACACUGGCUGAACAGAGGCUUCAGCACCACGCAGACAAGGCACUCACCAUGAACAACCUCACCUUUGACGUUAUCCAUCAAGGCCAAGAGUUGCUUCAGUACGUCACAGAAGUCCAAGCAUCUGGCGUGGAGCUGUUAUGUGACCGAGAUGUGGACAUGGCCACCCGCGUUCAGGAUCUCCUGGAGUUUCUCCACGAGAAGCAGCAGGAGCUGGACCUAGCAGCCGAGCAACACCGCAGGCAUUUGGAGCAGUGUGUCCAGUUAAGACACCUUCAGGCUGAGGUCAAACAGGUGCUGGGCUGGAUCCGCAAUGGCGAGUCAAUGCUGAACGCUGGGCUGAUCACGGCUAGUUCGUUACAAGAGGCUGAGCAGUUACAGAAGGAACAUGAACAAUUUCAGCAUGCAAUUGAGAAAACCCAUCAGAGUGCGCUUCAGGUCCAGCAGAAGGCAGAGGGUCUACUUCAGGCUAACCACUAUGACAUGGACAUGAUCCGAGACUGUGCAGAAAAGGUGGCAGACCACUGGCAGCAGCUGAUGCUGAAGAUGGAGGACAGACUCAAACUGGUUAAUGCUUCUGUGGCCUUUUAUAAGACCUCUGAACAAGUGUGCAGUGUGUUGGAAAGCCUGGAGCAGGAGUACAAAAGAGAGGAGGACUGGUGUGGUGGUGCUGAUAAACUGGGCCCUAACAGUGAGUCUGAUCAUGUCACUCCAAUGGUCAGCAAACAUUUGGAGCAGAAGGAGGCUUUUCUCAAAGCCUGCACACUGGCUAGACGCAAUGCUGAUGUCUUCCUUAAGUACCUGCACAGGAACAGUGUCAACAUGCCUGGAAUGUUGUCCCAUGUCAAAGCUCCAGAGACUCAGGUUAAAAACAUCUUAAAUGAAUUGCUGCAGAGAGAGAACAGGGUGCUCCAUUUCUGGACCAUGAGAAAGCGGAGGCUGGAUCAGUGCCAGCAAUAUGUGGUGUUUGAACGCAGUGCCAAGCAGGCCUUGGAGUGGAUCCAUGACACGGGGGAGUUUUACCUGUCCACACACACUUCCACUGGCUCCAGCAUUCACCACACACAGGAGCUUUUAAAAGAGCAUGAAGACUUUCAGAUAACAGCUAAGCAAACCAAAGAGCGUGUAAAGCUGUUGAUCCAGCUGGCUGAUGGUUUUUGUGACAAGGGCCACGCCCAUGCCGUGGAGAUAAAGAAAUGGGUGUCCUCAGUGGACAAGCGCUACAGGGACUUUUCUAUCCGUAUGGACAAAUACAGGACCUGCCUGGAAUCGGCGCUUGGCAUUUCAUCCGACUCCAACAAGGCAAGUAAAGAGCUUCAACUGGACAUCAUCCCAGCUAGUGCUCCGGGUUCAGAGGUCAAGUUGAGAGAUGCUGCCCAUGAACUUAAUGAGGAAAAGAGGAAGUCCGCAAGGAGGAAAGAAUUUAUAAUGGCUGAGUUGAUCCAAACAGAGAAAGCCUACGUCAGAGACCUGCGUGAGUGUAUGGAUACAUAUCUAUGGGAGAUGACCAGUGGUGUGGAGGAAAUCCCUCCAGGCAUUGUCAACAAGGAGCACAUCAUCUUUGGGAACAUGCAAGACCUCUAUGAGUUUCAUCACAACAUCUUCUUGAAAGAGUUGGAGAAAUAUGAGCAGCUUCCAGAGGAUGUGGGUCAUUGUUUUGUUACCUGGGCUGACAAGUUUCAGAUGUACGUAAACUAUUGUAAGAACAAGCCAGACUCCACGCAGCUCAUAUUGGAACAUGCUGGCCCCUAUUUUGAUGAAAUCCAGCAAAGACAUCGCCUUGCCAAUUCUAUCUCAUCUUACUUGAUCAAACCUGUCCAAAGAAUAACAAAGUACCAACUGCUUCUAAAGGAACUGUUGACAUGCUGUGAGGAAGGAAAAGGAGAAAUCAAGGACGGUCUUGAGGUGAUGCUAAGUGUUCCCAAAAGAGCCAAUGAUGCCAUGCACCUCUCCAUGCUAGAUGGGUUCGAUGGGAACAUAGACUCACAAGGAGAACUGAUUCUUCAAGAGUCCUUCCAGGUUUGGGAUCCUAAAACUUUGAUCCGAAAAGGCAGAGACCGCCACCUUUUCCUCUUCGAGAUGUCACUGGUUUUUAGUAAAGAAGUAAAAGAUUCCAACGGGCGUAGCAAGUACCUUUACAAGAGCAAGCUGUUUACAUCAGAGCUCGGAGUCACAGAGCAUGUGGAAGGAGAUCCUUGUAAAUUUGCCCUCUGGGUAGGCAGAACCCCAACCUCGGACAACAAGAUCGUGCUUAAGGGUUCAAGCAUUGAAAACAAGCAGGACUGGAUCAAACACAUUCGUGAGGUCAUUCAAGAGCGAACAGUCCAUCUGCGCGGUGCUCUGAAGGAGCCCAUUCACAUCCCCAAAGCCACCACCACCAAGCAUAAAGGCAGACGAGAUGGAGAAGAGCUAGACAGCCAAGGAGACGCUAGCAGUCAACCAGACACCAUCUCAAUUGCCUCAAGGACAUCCCAGAACACACUGGACAGUGAUAAGCUGUCGGGUGGUUGCGAGCUGACAGUGGUCAUCCAUGACUUUGUGGGCAGCAACGGUGGCACCAGUGGGGAGCUGACAGUGCGACGAGGCCAGACAGUCGAGGUUCUGGAGCGACUCCAUGAUAAACCGGACUGGUGCCUGGUCCGGACCACGGACCGUUCUCCCGCUCAAGAGGGCAUCGUUCCAUGUUCCAUGCUCUGCAUCGCACACUCCAGGUCAUCCAUGGAGAUGGAAGGGCUCUUCAACCACAAAGAUACCUUGUCUGUAUCCAACAAUGACACAUUACAGCCAGGCUCCAGCCAAACCUUGGGCCCUCAUAGCUCACCAGGACCAAAGCGUCCAGGGAACACAUUAAGGAAAUGGCUGACCAGUCCCGUACGGCGGCUGAGCUCUGGCAAGGCAGAUGGUCAUGUGAAAAAGCUGGCCCACAAACACAAAAAGAACCGUGAAGGUCCACGGAAGAACCUGGAUGUUAUGCAAGGUCCUCAGAAAGACUCUGACGACAGUGCAGCCACGCCACAGGAUGAGACACUAGAGGAGCGCAUGCGUAAUGAAGGACUGAGCAGUGGUACGCUCUCCAAGUCUUCAUCAUCAGGCAUGCAGAGCUGUGGAGAGGAGGAAGGUGAGGAGGGUGCUGACGCUGUCCCGCUUCCUCCCCCGAUGGCCAUCCAGCAACACAGUCUGCUGCAGCCUGACACCCAGGAUGAUAAGUCUGCGUCCCGACUGUCUGGUCGGCCUAGCAGCUCAGAGACGCCCAGUGCUGCUGAACUGGUCAGUGCCAUAGAAGAACUGGUCAAAAGCAAGAUGUCACUGGAGGAUCGUCCCAGUUCUCUAUCUGUGGAGCAAGGUGACAGCAGUUCUCCUUCCCUAAACCCUUCUGACAACUCCCUCCUCUCAUCCUCUUCGCCCAUGGAAGAGUUGGACGAACGCAAAUCCGGCUUCCUCAAGAGAAGACAUUAUGUCUUAUUAGAGUUGGUGGAGACUGAACGAGACUAUGUCAGAGACUUGGGAUCAGUUGUGGAGGGUUACAUGAGCAGAAUGAAAGAGGAAGGUGUUCCAGAUGACAUGCGAGGAAAAGACAAGAUUGUCUUUGGAAACAUCCAUCAGAUUUAUGAUUGGCACAAAGAUUUUUUCUUGGGAGAGAUUGAAAAGUGUUUAGAGGAUCCUGACAGACUUGCUUCUUUAUUUGUCAAACAGGAGCGCAGGUUUCACAUGUACAUCGUAUACUGCCAAAACAAGCCAAAAUCGGAGCACAUUGUGUCAGAAUACAUUGACACUUAUUUUGAAGAGCUCAAGCAGCGAUUAGGUCACAGGUUGCAGAUCACUGAUCUGCUUAUCAAACCUGUCCAGCGCAUAAUGAAAUACCAGUUAUUACUAAAGGAUCUUCUCAAGGUUUGUAAGAAGGCUGGAAUGGAUUCCUCAGAGCUCGAGAAAGCUGUAGAGGUGAUGUGUGUUGUCCCUAAGCGCUGCAACGACAUGAUGAAUGUUGGCCGCCUUCAAGGCUUUGAUGGGAAAAUUGUGGCACAGGGCAGAUUGCUCCUGCAAGACACUUUCUUGGUUUCAGACCAGGAUGGGGGACUUUUGUCAAGAAUGAAGGAAAGGAGAGUCUUUCUUUUUGAGCAGAUUGUUAUAUUUAGUGAACCCAUAGACAAGAAAAAGGGCUUCUCUACUCCUGGCUACCUCUUCAAGAACAGCAUCAAGGUGAGCUGGCUUGGUCUGGAAGAAAAUGCAGAAGACCACUGCAAAUUCACACUAACCUCCAGGUCAUCUAGUGGCAAUGUGGAGAGGUAUACCCUCCAUUCAGCAAGCCCUGGAGUCAGUCAGAUCUGGCUUCACCAGGUCAGCCAGAUUCUGGAAAACCAGCGCAAUUUCCUUAAUGCUCUGACGUCACCCAUUGAGUACCAAAGGAACCACGUGAGUGGCAGUGGGCCUGGGGGAGGUGGCGGCGGUGGCUCCGGAGGAUCAGGAGGCAGCUCCACUUCACUUUGUGGCCCACGCUCCAGACCGUCAAGAAUUCCUCAACCGUCCUCCCGCCUACCCCAGCCCGUCCACCACCACCACCACCCAGGCCCUGAGGGGCCUGACAGAUCAGCAGGUAUGUGGUCACCCAGCCAGCCCCAGUCCAAUCCCGCUAGCCUGUAUUCAGACACCGUCUCAAAUGGCAAGAUAUUAAAUUCUGAGGUCUACAAAAUGGAGGUGCCAGAUGGUAGUGAUGGAGAAAACUCUAAUAACAGUAGCAAACCACUAGGUAGCUUGGAAAAAGGAGUCAGGCAGGGUCCAGGAGGUUGUGAAGAAACCCAAAAACCUCAACCAGUCGCUGUCCCACAAAUGGCUGUCGCACCUCUGCAUUUGGGCCUUAAGAAUCAUCGAGUCAAGACAGUCUCACCUCUGGUUUCACCCCAGUCUCCUGGAAGUGUCAAGGAAGCUUUUGUCUCCACCAGCCAGUCUCACAAAGGCAACUCUUUCUGGGGUACAGUCCCGUCAGUGCCUCCUUCUCCUAAUAGCCGACCAAGUUCCUGCCUUGGUGAUGGUAUUGGUGGAGGGGACUCAUUCAGCAGAGGGAGCCACGGGAUUCCUGCUCAUCAUCGCAACUCCACCCACAGUAAGGAUUUAGACCGCGUGAGCACAUGCUCCUCCACCAGCGAGCAGUCCAUUCACUCCACCCAAAGUAACGGGAGUGAAAGUAGUAGCAGCAGCAGCAGUGUGUCCACCAUGUUGGUUACCCAAGACUAUGUGGCAGUGAAGGAGGAUGAGAUCAGUGUGGCACAGGGUGAGGUUGUCCAAAUACUAGCCAGCAACCAGCAAAACAUGUUCUUGGUAUACCGAGCUGCCAAUGAGCAUUGCCCUGCAGCUGAGGGAUGGAUUCCUGGCUUUGUAUUAGGACAUACUUCAUCCUCUACUACACCUGAUUUCCCAGAGGGAACCAUCAAAAAAUCCGUAUCAUGGCAUACUGCGCUUCGCAUUCGCCGCAAGUCAGAGAAAAGAGACAAGGACGGUAGGAAAUUGGAGAAUGGCUACCGUAAAUCUCAGGACAACUUGGCUAACAAAGUCUCUGGCAAGCUUCUGAAUCCCAACUUCAUCAGUGAUGCUCCUCCAGAGUUCCUCAUUCCACUUUGUGAUGUAGCAUGCGAGAGUGGUGAAAGUGUUACUCUUAGAUGCAAGAUAAGUGGCCGGCCACGAGCCACUGUCACCUGGCGAGGUCCGGACAACAACACUCUUAGCAACAAUGGGCAAUACAGCAUCACCUACAGUGAGACAGGAGAGGCGACGCUGUGUAUCCUGGGGGUGACUAUGGAGGACAACGGAAGAUACACUUGUGUUGCUAUGAAUGUAACAGGUUCUGUCACCUCCUCUGCCAGCCUCAGAGUAUCAGGAAGCCCUGAUGAUAGCAACAAUGCAAUUUGGAAACGUGGUUUUGAGUCCCACUACACUGAUAUUUCUGAACUUGGAAGAGGCCGCUUCUCAGUGACCAAGAGGUGCGACCAGAGAGGCAGCAAAUGGACUGUGGCGGCGAAACAUGUAAACAAGAAGCUGAUGCGUCGAGAACAAGUGCUGCAGGAGGUCAAACUCCUCCAAACUGUGGAUCAUCCAAACCUGGUCCGCUUCCUGGACACGUAUGAGACGACCAACAGUUAUGUUCUUAUAUUAGAGAUGGCAGACCAAGGACGUUUCCUAGAUUACAUCGUGAGCUGGGGAAAUCUGACAGAGGAGAAAGUAGCCCUGUAUCUCAGAGACAUUCUGGAAGCGCUCCAGUACCUACACGGCUGGAGGAUAGUGCACCUUGAUCUCAAACCCGAGAACAUUGUUGUAGAACAGGUGUCUUCCCAGCCUGUGGUGAAGCUCACUGACUUUGGUGAUGCUGUUCAGCUAAACCCACCAUCCACCUACAUUCAUCCUCUUUUAGGGAGCCCAGAGUUCUCUGCCCCCGAGCUUGUCCUGGGUCAGCCUGCCUCUCUGAUGUCCGACAUAUGGAGCUUAGGUGUGUUGACCUACGUUGUGCUCAGCGGUGCGUCGCCUUUCCUAGACGAGAGUCUGGAGGAGACGUGUCUGAACAUCUGCCGACUGGAUUUCAGCUUCCCCGAGGACUACUUUGAUGGCGUGAGCACAGCUGCCCGCGACUUUGUGUGCCUGCUCCUGCAAGGGGAGCCUGAGCAACGGCCCUCAGCAACGGCUUGCCUGCAGGAACCGUGGCUCCGCCUCCCGGGCGUAGCGGACAGGGACACCGGAUACGCCACUUCCAAUCGCAUGCAGCUUCCCCCGGUCCAGAAUCACACCUCCCAUUUGGAUACGUCCCGGCUCAUUUCCUUCAUCGAGAGGCGGAAACACCUGAAUGACGCCAGGCCCAUCGUGACGUUGAAGACGUUUCUUCAAAGCCGGCUGCUUAAUUAUAUGUGA